Messenger RNA from Oncorhynchus mykiss (rainbow trout), 3081 nucleotides. RefSeq names its product 60 kDa heat shock protein, mitochondrial. Lineage: Eukaryota; Metazoa; Chordata; Actinopteri; Salmoniformes; Salmonidae. The record is from RefSeq and is a predicted model, not a curated record. Gene Ontology annotation, biological process: protein refolding. Gene Ontology annotation, molecular function: ATP binding; ATP-dependent protein folding chaperone.
UUAGGGGUGGACCGGUAAAUUGCCCGGAUGCAAAAGGCCAUGUGCAUUGUUGCCUGUCUCUGAAGCGCUGUUGCACAACCGCUGUACCAUUCUUUUCCACAUUAUACCAUCCUGUCUCCUUCAGACGAGCAAAUCGUGUCAUCAUUAAACAACAAAGAUGUUGCGUCUACCCACAGUGAUGAGACAGAUGAGGCCAGUCAGCAGGGCCCUGGCCCCCCACCUCACCCGGGCUUACGCCAAGGACGUCAAGUUUGGAGCCGAUGCUCGGGCCAUGAUGCUGAAGGGAGUGGAUCUGCUGGCUGAUGCUGUCGCUGUCACCAUGGGACCGAAGGGUCGCACAGUCAUUAUCGAGCAGAGCUGGGGCAGCCCCAAGGUGACCAAGGACGGCGUCACUGUAGCCAAGGCCAUCGACCUGAAGUGCAAGUACCAGAACAUUGGUGCCAAGCUGGUCCAGGACGUGGCCAACAACACGAACGAGGAAGCGGGAGAUGGCACCACCACUGCCACCGUGCUGGCCAGAGCCAUCGCCAAGGAGGGCUUUGACAGCAUCAGUAAAGGAGCUAACCCUGUGGAGAUCCGGCGUGGCGUCAUGCUGGCUGUGGAGACCGUCAUCAAUGAGCUGAAGAGGAUGUCCAAGCCAGUCACCACCCCUGAGGAGAUUGCCCAGGUGGCCACCAUCUCUGCUAAUGGAGACGUAGAGAUCGGCACCAUCAUCUCCAACGCCAUGAAGAAAGUGGGCCGCAAGGGAGUCAUCACUGUCAAGGAUGGCAAAACCCUUUAUGAUGAGCUUGAGAUCAUUGAGGGGCUGAAGUUUGACCGCGGAUACAUCUCCCCUUACUUCAUCAACACAGCCAAAGGCCAGAAGUGUGAGUUCCAGGAUGCCUAUGUGUUGCUGAGUGAGAAGAAAAUCUCUUCUGUCCAGAGCAUCGUCCCUGCCCUGGAAUUGGCCAACCAGCACCGCAAACCUCUGGUCAUAGUGGCCGAGGAUGUGGACGGAGAGGCCCUCAGCACCCUGGUCCUCAACAGGCUGAAGGUGGGACUGCAAGUGGUGGCAGUCAAGGCCCCAGGCUUUGGAGACAACAGGAAGGCCCAGCUGCAUGACAUGGCCGUUGCCACCGGGGGCACUGUGUUUGGUGAUGAGGCGGUGGGCAUUGCUCUGGAGGACAUCCAGGCCCAUGACUUUGGUAAGGUUGGCGAGGUGUCUGUCACCAAGGACGACACCAUGCUGCUGAAGGGGAAGGGAGACACUGCGGCCAUCGAGAAGCGCCAGGCAGAAAUAGUUGAGCAGCUGGAGAACACCACUAGCGACUAUGAGAAGGAGAAGCUCAACGAGAGGCUGGCCAAGCUGUCUGACGGAGUGGCUGUGCUCAAGGUAGGAGGAACGAGUGAUGUAGAGGUGAACGAGAAGAAGGACCGUGUGACCGACGCCCUGAAUGCCACCAGGGCCGCUGUGGAGGAGGGCAUUGUGCCCGGAGGUGGCUGUGCCCUGCUGCGCUCCAUCCCUGCCCUUGAUGCCCUCGUGCCCAUUAACACUGACCAGAAGAUUGGAAUUGACAUCAUCAGACGAGCCCUGCGUGUGCCAGCCAUGACCAUUGCGAAGAACGCUGGUGUGGAGGGCUCUCUAGUGGUGGAGAAGAUCCUUCAGGCCGCGGGGGAGAUAGGAUACGAUGCCAUGGAGGGAGAGUACGUCAACAUGGUAGAGAAGGGCAUCAUCGACCCAACCAAGGUGGUAAGAACGGCACUGAUGGACGCUGCAGGUGUUGCUUCUCUGCUCUCCACCGCCGAGUGUGUGGUCACAGAACUGCCCAAGGAUGAAAAGGAGGCUGGCAUGCCAGGGGGCAUGGGUGGUAUGGGGGGCAUGGGAGGUAUGGGGGGCAUGGGAGGUGGCAUGUUCUAAGGCUCACCUCAAAGUGCUGUUUAGACUUAAUGGCAGAAUGAGGCUAGGGGGCAAAUUAUCCCUCCAACCCCAGACAGACUGGCCAUAAGUUUAUUGGUGCUGCAAAUGGAUGAACCCUACUACUUCUGCUGAUUGUCUCCCCUCCACCAUCCGGUAAGAACGGACCAGCCUCCCCAGCCUUACUCCGUCCCUCUACCCACACCUGACUGAGGCUCUGACCGACUCCAGUCUGCACCGAUGAUCCCCCCCCCCCCCGCCCACACAGUUUACCUCAUAAACAUGGCAGUCUCAUCAUCCAUCCUCAACAUGCAGAAUAGUCUUGAAUAUCGUGCAGAAUAUUCCCUGUCAAUUAUGAAAGAUACUCACCAGUGAGAAUAAUCCAAUGCUGUUCUUGAUAAAUUGUCAUUUAAUAUCAAAUGGAAGUAAUGAAGCCUGUUUGUGUGCACUACAGAAGUUCAAACGAGAAGGCUGACCUAAAAUGGUCAAACACAGUAUAGAUGUAACUCAAUAUUGAUUUACAGAGUUUUUUUUAGUUUUUUUUGUAACUUUGUGGGUGAACCAGGAAAACUGAAAUGAACAAUGUUGGAAGGAACCAUAACUGAAAAGGUUAAGUUAAUUAAACAAUUAUUGCUGAGCAUGAGUUUUUUUUCUUCAUCUCUGACCUGAUUUAAUACUAAAAUAUUCUGUAACUUUAGAACUGAAAGAAUAAUUCGAUACAUUUUACUAAGAAACAUGACCUUAUGAUUGGUUAAGAGUGCCUCGUUUACUAGUAAUUUAGCGGAGGGGAAGGCUAAAUAGGCAUUUAGCUGAUUUUAAUGCACAUCUGGCAAAGGGAGGGCGCAGUUUGCAGAGGUUGAUUGGGUAGGUAGGUGUAGCAGUUUGGGCCAGUGACGGUCUAAGCCACAAGUUUUAAUGUUAAACCCAUUUGGUGUCCUCAUGACCUGAUUUGUACUUACUGCUCAUGACAUUUAGCCUACAUUUUAUUUGAUGUGUGUUCAAUAGGAGCCACAAACUACCAUGCGCGCGUGUAAGCAUGUGUUAAACUGCUACUCUACUAUCCCCCCCCCCCUCCCCGUACGUUAUUUCUUUGCAAACAACUGAUCAUUCAACGUGUUUUGUACAAUGUAGACAUUUUGUGAUUUUUUUUUUUUAUGUAUUUAAUAAAAUCAAAUGUUCUGAAGGAA